AUGAUGCUUCACGCCUCACUUUUAGUGGCAGGGCCACUUCUUGCUUUGUUCUCUGGGACCCCAUGUGAUGCUCUACCGAAUGGACAUCAAUUGAUACUCAACGCCGACAAUAUACACCAAGACACGAGCUUGAACACGCCAAGAAAGACAUUGCAGGAUAUGAUUUCUGCCCUCGAUGUCAUGCAGGAUUCCUAUUUUGCGCAAUGGCUUGGAACUUGGCCCGACGCAAUUGACUGGACUGCCGCAGUUAUCGGCACUCAUGUAUCCGGUACUUUAUCCGCAUUGACAUACACCUCGCCGGACUUGGACUCGUCACCAUCUUCGUUUGAGGCAACAAUUGCACAUGAAAACUUGAUCAGUCGCUACUUUGAUCAGGUCUCUGCUUUUUAUUUCGGGGAAAAUGCGUUUAGUCUUCGGAUGCAAGCCUUUGACGAUAUGCUCUGGGUCGUUCUUGGCUGGUUGGAAAGUAUCAAAUUCCAAAAUCUUCACACUACGCUGCACUAUGACUCGAGAAACUCCACCUUUGAAAGGUCCUGGCAUGGAACGCAGCUUCGAGUGCCUGCAGCGCAUCGAGCUCGAAUCUUUUAUGAACUGGCUUCUACUGGAUGGGAAAGCGAGCUCUGCGGCGGCGGAAUGAUAUGGAGUCCAUAUCUACUCCCCUAUAAGAACGCGAUCACGAACGAACUGUUCAUCUCAGCAAGUGUUGGCAUGUACUUGUAUUUUACGGGGGACCCCAUCCACUCGCCUUUUAUCUCCUCUGGCGACUGUCCUGUUCACGAUCCCGAACACCUGGCGGCGGCAGUGCGAGGGUAUCAAUGGCUGAAAGAUUCAAACAUGACUGAGAUCGGGGGUCUCUAUGCAGACGGAUUCCACAUCAGCGGAUACCGCGGCAUCGGCAAUCCUGGGAGCAAAAAUUGCGACGAGCUCAACACAAUGGUGUACACAUACAACCAGGGCGUCAUCCUCAGUGGGUUGAGAGGCCUGUGGCUGGCAACAAAUAAUCAGGAGUAUCUCCGUGACGGGCACGAACUAGUAGAAAAAGUGAUGCAUGCGACUGGAUGGCCCAAGGAAGUUGGUGGGCGUAGAUGGGCUGGUCUAGGCCGAGGAGGAGUGCUCGAGGACGUCUGUGACGCUCGUGGCGAUUGUUCACAGAACGGACAAACUUUCAAGGGAAUUUUCUUCCAUCACCUAGCCGAAUUCUGUCAUGUUCUCAGACCGCAGGAAGAUAGUUUCCUGAUGGAAUUCUCCGACUCUCACACAUCUCUGGAAGAACGGCAAAACACGUUUGACAAGUGGCAUCUCAACCGGUGCCGACGCUAUGGGCCAUGGAUUUCUCAUAACGCGCAGGCAGCUCUUGCAACAAGGAACGACGAGGGCAAAUUUGGCAUGUGGUGGGGUCGAGCGUAUCCUAUAAGCACCACUGAUAUGGCGGCCAUGGACUCGCCACUGCCGGCUGGAGCUAUAGAUUACAGCAAUUCCGGGCAAAGUGGAGAGAACUCGGGGCGACUGGUCGGAUUGCUACGAACACACUCGGAUCAGGCACAAUCAACGACUGACGAAAGCUUUGUGACGAAAAUGGGCACAUUGUCACCCCGUAGCCAAGACCAUACGACACUGACGCGAGAUGUCAAUGACCGUGGCCGAGGCCGGACUGUCGAGACACAAUCUGGUGGGUUAGCAGUGGUACGAGCUUGGUAUCAAUGGCAGACAUCGCCAUUCUUAGAAUAA
Messenger RNA from Talaromyces rugulosus, 1728 nucleotides. RefSeq lists its product as uncharacterized. NCBI's taxonomy places the organism in Eukaryota, Fungi, Ascomycota, Eurotiomycetes, Eurotiales, Trichocomaceae. The record is from RefSeq and is a predicted model, not a curated record. Bases 1 to 1728 code for a protein of 575 amino acids. Gene Ontology annotation, biological process: carbohydrate metabolic process. The transcript has a single exon.